This is a messenger RNA of Carlito syrichta (Philippine tarsier), 2923 nucleotides long. It is a transcript of the gene SLC39A6, whose product is annotated as solute carrier family 39 member 6. The transcript is spliced from 10 exons. Gene Ontology annotation, molecular function: zinc ion transmembrane transporter activity. The record is from RefSeq and is a predicted model, not a curated record. Gene Ontology annotation, cellular component: membrane. NCBI's taxonomy places the organism in Eukaryota, Metazoa, Chordata, Mammalia, Primates, Tarsiidae. The coding region runs from base 293 to 2689 and encodes 798 amino acids. Gene Ontology annotation, biological process: intracellular zinc ion homeostasis; zinc ion import across plasma membrane.
UCUUAACCGAGGUAGGCGGUGGUUCUCGGCCGCGCGCCGCGCGCGCCGGUAAUUGAUGAUUGUCCUCCUGCUCCGGGGAGACGAGGGGCGCGGCUGCCCACUGGCGGCGCGGUAGUACCCCCAGGCGGAGGGGAGGCCAGACCGAUGAGACCACUGCUUCUCCGCGACCUGUAGAGGCUUCUCAGAGAGACCAGUCUGGGCUCGUUCCGAGCCCCCCGGACCGCUUGCGGGGAACCGAACCUGCGUGCGGGACCGGGCCGUGGGACCGCGAGGCCACGAAGAGGAAGGUGCAAUGGCGAAGAAUUUAUCUGUAAUCUUGAUCCUGACCUUUGCCCUUUCAGUCACAAAUCCCCUUCAUGAACUAGAACCUGCAGCUGCUUUCCCUCAGACUACUGAGAAAAUUAGUCCAAAUUGGGAAUCUGGCAUUAACGUUGACUUGGCGAUUACCACACAGCGACAUCAUCUACAACAGCUUUUCUAUCGCUAUGGAGAAAAUAAUUCCUUGUCAGUUGAAGGGUUCAGAAAAUUGCUUCAAAGUAUAGGCAUAGAUAAGAUUAAAAGAAUCCACAUACACCAUGACCACGAGCACCACUCCGACCAUGAGCACCACUCCGACCAUGAGCAUCACUCCGACCACGAGCACCACUCUGACCAUGAGCACCACUCCGACCACGAGCACCACUCUGACCACGAGCACCACUCCGACCACGAGCACCACUCUGACCACGAGCACCACUCCGACCAUGAGCAUCACUCCGACCACGAGCAUCACUCUGACCAUGACCGUCACUCUGACCAUGACCGUCACUCUCACCGCAAUCAUGCUGCUUCCAGUAAAAAUAAUCGGAAAGCUCUGUGCCCAGACCAUGACUCCGAUAACACUCGUAAAGAGCCUAGAAACAGCCAGGGGAAGGGAUCUCACCGACCAGAACAUGCUAGUGGUAGAAGGAAUGUCAAGGAGGGCUUUAGUACUAGUGAAGUGACCUCCACUGUAUAUAAUGCUGUCUCUGAAGGCACUCACUUUCUAGAAACAAUAGAGACUCCAAAAUCUGGAAAGCUCCCCAAAGAUGUAAGCAGUUCCACUCCACCCAGUGUCAUGGAAAAGAGCCGCAUGAGCCGACUGGCCAGUAGGAAAGCAAAUGAAUCUGUGAAUGAGCCCCGAAAGGGCUUUAUGUAUUCUAGAAACUCAAAUGAAAAUCCUCAGGAGUGUUUCAAUGCGUCCAAGCUACUUAUGUCUCACGGCAUGGGCAUCCAUGUGCCACUGAAUGCAACAGAGUUCAGCUACCUCUGUCCAGCCAUCAUCAAUCAAAUUGAUGCUAGAUCCUGUCUGAUUCAUACAACAAGUGAAAAGAAGGCUGAGAUCCCUCCAAAGACCUAUUCUUUGCAAAUAGCCUGGGUUGGUGGCUUUAUAGCCAUUUCCAUCAUCAGUUUCCUGUCUUUGCUGGGUGUUAUUUUAGUACCUCUCAUGAAUCGGGUGUUUUUCAAAUUUCUCCUAAGUUUCCUUGUGGCGUUGGCCGUUGGGACUUUGAGUGGUGAUGCUUUUUUACAUCUUCUUCCCCAUUCUCAUGCGAGUCACCAACAUAGUCAUAGCCAUGAAGAACCAGCAAUGGAAAUGAAAAGAGGACCACUAUUCAGCCAUCUCGCCUCUCAAAACAUAGAAGAAAGCACCUAUUUUGAUUCCACAUGGAAGGGUCUGACAGCUCUAGGAGGCCUGUAUUUCAUGUUUCUUGUUGAACACGUCCUCACAUUGAUCAAACAAUUUAAAGAUAAGAAGAAAAAGAAUCAAAAAAAACCUGAAAAUGAUGAUGAUGUGGAAAUUAAGAAGCAGUUAUCCAAGUAUGAAUCUCAGCUUUCAACAAAUGAGGAAAAAGUCGAUACAGAUGAUCGACCUGAGGGCUAUCUGCGAGCAGACUCCCAAGAGCCCUCCCACUUUGAUUCUCAGCAGCCAACGGUCUUGGAAGAAGAAGAGGUCAUGAUAGCUCAUGCUCACCCCCAAGAAGUCUACAAUGAAUAUGUUCCCAGAGGGUGCAAGAACAAAUGCCACUCACACUUCCAUGAUACACUUGGCCAGUCAGAUGAUCUCAUUCACCAUCAUCAUGACUACCAUCACAUUCUCCACCACCACCACCACCAGAACCACCACCCGCACAGUCACAGCCAGCGCUACUCUCGGGAGGAGCUAAAGGAUGCUGGCAUUGCCACGCUGGCCUGGAUGGUGAUCAUGGGCGACGGCCUGCACAAUUUCAGCGAUGGCCUUGCAAUUGGUGCUGCUUUUACUGAAGGUUUAUCAAGUGGCUUAAGCACUUCUGUUGCUGUGUUCUGUCACGAGUUACCUCAUGAAUUAGGUGACUUUGCUGUUUUGCUAAAGGCUGGCAUGACCGUUAAACAGGCUGUUCUCUACAAUGCUUUGUCAGCCAUGCUGGCGUAUCUUGGAAUGGCAACUGGCAUUUUUAUUGGCCAUUAUGCUGAAAAUGUUUCCAUGUGGAUAUUUGCACUUACUGCUGGCUUAUUCAUGUAUGUUGCUCUGGUUGAUAUGGUACCUGAAAUGCUCCACAAUGAUGCAAGUGACCAUGGAUGUAGCCGCUGGGGGUACUUCUUUUUGCAGAAUGCUGGAAUACUUUUGGGUUUUGGCAUCAUGUUACUUAUUUCCAUAUUUGAACAUAAAAUUGUGUUUCGUAUAAAUUUCUAGUUAGGGUGUAAAUGCUAGAGUAGCUUUAAAAAUUGUUGUCAUAGUUUGAGUAGGUCAUAGAGAGAUGAGUUUGUAUGCUGGGGUAUUCAGCACUUAAAGUUAUUGGAUUUUGUGAUUUUUGAAUUCAGUAUUGCCAUCUGUUACACGUUCAAGGUCAAUUAUGGUGGUAACAUAAAGGUAUGUCUUAAUAUUUAAGUUAUUCUAUUUUGGAAAUAAAGCUAUAUGUGCAAUUCA